AGAGAGAGAGAGAGAGAGAGAGAGAGAGAGGAGAGAGAGACAGAUUAGUGAACCGAAGCUGAAAAAAGAGGCAGAAUUUGUGUCUCCGGUUUUCUCUGUAUUUAUUAGAUUUCUUCUCACUUCUCACUUUUUUCCUCCAGUUGGAUGUAAAUCAAUGAAUUGAUUAAUCGAUCUGCAGAUGCAUCAAAAGAAGCAAAGUGGAAUAAAUAGAAAUGGAUGUGAUCGUGUUUGAAAUGCGGAGAAGUUGUUUGUGAAUCAGAAGAAGAAGAAGCUGAUGAGGAGCAAACCGACAGGAAAGUGAUCAAACUGCGGAUCGAUUAAAGAUGAUUCUCGGUGUUUGGAGCUGAGCGCUAACAGCAGCGGAGAUGUACGAGGAGAGAAGACAAAGUGCUGGUCGUAAUGGCUACACCAAUGCAAUGGAUGGGGAGGAGGGAGGAAGUGAGGGUGAAGAAGAGGAGGAGGGAGGAGAAGGGGACAGAGGCGGAGAAGGAGAAGGAGAAGGAGGAGGAGGAGAGGAGAGGGACGCGGAGUUGGAUGAAGAGCUGGACGGAGAGGACGACGGAGGAGUGAGGAUGACAAGAACCGACACGCUUCAUUCGACCACAAGUUCGACCGGAACACAGAGAAGGAGAGGACAACACGCUAAGAAACAGGUCCAGGGCAGUAAUCAGGUCCAGCGAGCUCCCAGAGCGUUAUUCUGUCUGAAACUCAACAAUCCAAUCAGACGAGCCGCUCUCUCUAUCGUUGAGUGGAAGCCGUUUGAUAUCUUCAUUCUGUUAGCCAUCUUUGCUAACUGUGUCGCUCUGGGAGUUUCUAAACCGUUUCCUGAGGAUGACUCCAACUCCACCAACCACGACCUGGAACAAGUGGAGUACGUCUUCCUCAUCAUCUUCACUGUGGAGACCUUCCUGAAGAUCCUGGCCUACGGUCUGGUGAUGCACCCCAGCUCCUACAUCCGCAAUGGCUGGAACCUGCUCGACUUUGUCAUCGUCAUCGUCGGGUUGUUCAGCGUCGUCUUGGAGACAAUGACUCAUAAAUCUGGUGAGCAGGCGACCACUCAUCAUGUGCCGGGGAAACCUGGAGGUCUGGAUGUCAAGGCUCUGAGAGCCUUCAGAGUCCUGAGGCCCCUCAGACUGGUUUCUGGAGUCCCCAGUCUGCAGAUUGUGUUGAACUCCAUCAUGAAGGCGAUGGUUCCUCUGCUCCACAUCGCUCUGCUGGUUCUCUUCGUCAUCAUCAUCUAUGCCAUCAUCGGUCUGGAGCUCUUCAUAGGACGCAUGCACAAGACCUGCUACUACAUAGGAGCAGAUAAUUAUGUGGAGGACGACCCGGUGCCGUGUGCGUUUGCCGGUCACGGCCGUCAGUGCGUCAUUAACGGCACAGAGUGUCGGGGGAGGUGGGACGGUCCCAAUGGAGGAAUCACCAACUUCGACAACUUCUUCUUCGCCAUGUUGACCGUGUUCCAGUGCAUCACUAUGGAGGGAUGGACCGACGUACUCUACUGGAUGAAUGAUGCCAUUGGGUUCGAGCUGCCCUGGGUUUAUUUUGUCAGUCUGGUGAUUUUUGGAUCGUUCUUCGUUCUCAACCUGGUUCUGGGAGUCCUCAGCGGAGAGUUCAGUAAGGAGAGGGAGAAGGCGAAGGCUCGGGGAGAUUUCCAGAAGCUGAGGGAGAAGCAGCAGAUGGAGGAGGAUCUGUGUGGAUACAUGGAUUGGAUCACUCAGGCUGAGGACAUGGACGAACUGGACGAGGACGGAAACCCACGUCCGUCACUGGGCGAUCUGUCAGACAAGAAGAGAGGGAAGUUCGGAUGGUUCAGUCACUCCAACGAAACGCACGCGAGUCUUCCUGCCAGUGAAACAGCAUCUGAAAACACUGUGAACAUCGACGAGGAACACACCAACUGCUGCCAGGCCUGCUGCUCACGGAUGAUGAAGAUCGGCUGCUGUCGGACGCUGCGGCGGUGGAACCGAGUCUGUCGCAGGAACUGUCGCACUGCCGUCAAAUCGGUGACGUUCUAUUGGCUGGUUCUGCUGCUCGUCUUCCUCAACACCUCCCUCAGUGCCUCCGAGCACUACAACCAACCUGAUUGGCUGACACAAGUCCAAGACAUCGCCAACAAGGUGCUGCUGUCUCUGUUCACGGUGGAGAUGCUGCUGAAGAUGUACAGUCUGGGUUUGGCUCAUUACUUCGUGGCGUUCUUUAACCGCUUCGACUGCUUCGUGGUGUGCGGAGGCAUCGUGGAGACCAUCCUGGUGGAGCUGGAGAUCAUGCCUCCUCUGGGGAUCUCCGUGCUGCGCUGCGUCCGCCUGCUGAGGAUCUUCAAGGUCACACGCCAUUGGACGGCUCUGUCCAAUCUGGUGGCGUCCCUGCUGAACUCCAUGAAGUCCAUCGCCUCCCUGCUGCUCCUCCUCUUCCUCUUCCUCAUCAUCUUCGCUCUGCUCGGCAUGCAGCUGUUCGGAGGGAAGUUCAACUUCGACGAGACGCAGACCAAACGCAGCACCUUCGACGCCUUCCCUCAGGCGCUGCUCACCUGCUUCCAGAUCCUGACAGGUGAGGACUGGAACGUGGUGAUGUAUGAUGGCAUCAUGGCGUACGGAGGCCCCGUGUUCCCAGGGAUGAUCGUCUGCGUUUACUUCGUCAUCCUCUUCAUCUGCGGUAACUACAUCCUGCUGAACGUCUUCUUGGCCAUCGCUGUGGACAACCUGGCCGGAGGAGACGGAGACGACAAGAAGAAAGAUAAGAAGACAGAGGGAGCAGAGGAGGAGGAGGUUGAAGAAGAAGAAGAAGAAGAAGUGAAGGUGGACAUCGACGAAGACACCGAGUACGAGGAGGAAGAGGAGCUUCCUGAAGGAGAAGACGACGGAGGCGUUCAGUUGAAGAUGGCCGACCUGGCUCCUCCUAAAGAGAAGGUUCUUCCAAUCCCAGAAGGCAGUGCGUUCUUCUGCCUCAGCAACACAAACCCUAUCCGUGUGGCCUGUCACACUCUGAUCCACCACCACAUCUUCACCAACCUCAUCCUCGUCUUCAUCAUCCUUAGCAGCUGCUCAUUGGCUGCUGAGGAUCCAAUCAGAGCCCACUCCUUCAGGAACAACAUUCUGGGUUAUGCAGACUACGCCUUCACCUCCAUCUUCACUGUGGAGAUUCUGUUAAAGAUGACGGUCCACGGAGCGUUCCUCCAUCAGGGCUCCUUCUGCAGAAACUGGUUUAACUUGCUGGAUCUGCUGGUCGUCAGCGUCUCACUGGUCUCCUUCUUCCUUCACUCCAGUGCAAUCUCUGUGGUGAAGAUCCUCCGAGUCCUCCGGGUGCUCCGACCUCUGAGGGCCAUCAACAGAGCCAAAGGACUCAAGCAUGUGGUCCAGUGUGUGUUUGUGGCCAUCAGGACGAUCGGGAACAUCAUGAUCGUCACGACUCUGCUGCAGUUCAUGUUCGCCUGCAUCGGAGUCCAGCUGUUCAAGGGUAAAUUUUAUCGCUGCACAGACGAAGCCAAACACACGCCCGAACAGUGCAAAGGGACCUUCGUGGUGUAUAAAGAUGGCGAUGUGAACCAUCCGAUGGUCAGAGAGCGGAUCUGGCAGAACAGCGACUUUAACUUUGACAACGUGUUGAUGGGGAUGAUGGCGCUCUUCACCGUCUCCACCUUCGAGGGCUGGCCCGCUCUGCUGUAUAAAGCCAUCGACGCCAACGGCGAGAACUCCGGUCCCAUCUACAACUACCGAGUGGAGAUCUCCAUCUUCUUCAUCGUCUACAUCAUCAUCAUCGCCUUCUUCAUGAUGAACAUCUUCGUGGGUUUCGUCAUCAUCACCUUCAGAGAGCAGGGAGAGCAGGAGUACAAGAACUGCGAGCUGGAUAAGAACCAGCGUCAGUGUGUGGAGUACGCUCUGAAGGCUCAGCCACUGAAGCUCUACAUCCCAAAGAAUCCGGUUCAGUAUAAGUUCUGGUCCAUCAUCAACUCGACGGGAUUCGAAUACGUCAUGUUCGUCCUCAUCCUGCUCAACACCGUCACUCUGGCCGUUCAGCACUACGAACAGUCUAAACUCUUCAGCCACAUCAUGGACAUCCUCAACAUGGUGUUCACUGGACUCUUCACUGUGGAGAUGCUGCUGAAGCUGCUCGCUCUCAGACUCAGGCAUUACUUCGUAGACGCCUGGAACUCGUUCGACGCUCUGAUCGUGGUCGGCAGCGUCGUGGACAUCGUCGUCACCGAGUUCAGCAGUGGGGAGGACAGCUCUCGGGUGUCGAUCACCUUCUUCCGUCUGUUUCGAGUGAUGCGAUUGGUCAAGCUUCUGAGUAAAGGGGAGGGGAUUCGUACGCUGCUGUGGACUUUCAUCAAAUCACUGCAGGCUCUGCCGUACGUCGCUCUGCUCAUCGCCAUGAUCUUCUUCAUCUACGCUGUCAUUGGGAUGCAGACGUUUGGGAAGGUAGCGAUGCAGGAUCACACUCAGAUCAACAGAAACAACAACUUCCAGACUUUUCCUCAAGCUGUUCUCCUCCUCUUCAGGUGUGCUACAGGUGAGGCGUGGCAGGAGAUCAUGUUGGCCAGUCUUCCAGGUAAACGCUGUGACCCCGAGUCGGACUACGAACCAGGAGAAGAGUUCAGCUGCGGCAGCAACUUCGCCAUCGUUUAUUUCAUCAGCUUCUUCAUGCUGUGUGCUUUUCUGAUCAUUAACCUGUUCGUCGCCGUCAUCAUGGACAACUUUGACUACCUGACACGUGAUUGGUCGAUUCUGGGACCGCAUCAUCUGGACGAGUUCAAGAGGAUCUGGUCUGAAUAUGAUCCAGAGGCCAAAGGUCGUAUAAAACACCUGGACGUUGUGGCUCUGCUCAGGAGGAUUCAGCCUCCUCUGGGUUUUGGGAAACUCUGUCCUCACAGAGUGGCCUGUAAGCGUCUGGUGGCGAUGAACAUGCCUCUGAACGCUGACGGGAUGGUGACCUUUAACGCCACGCUCUUCGCUCUGGUUCGCACCGCCCUCAAGAUCAAGACUGAAGGUAACCCUGACCAGGAGAACGAGGAGCUGAGGGUGAUCAUCAAGAAGAUCUGGAAGAGAAUGAAACCAAAACUACUGGAUGAAGUAAUACCACCACAUGAAGAGGAGGAAGUGACAGUCGGGAAGUUUUAUGCAACCUUCCUGAUCCAGGAUUACUUCAGGAAGUUCAGGAAGAGGAAAGAGAAAGGAGAUCUGACCGGAGAGUCUGACGCCACCAACCCGUCUGCUGUCCAGCUGUGUAAAGCCGGUCUGAAGACCCUGCAGGAUCUGGGUCCAGAGAUGCGUCUGGCUCUGAACGAGGACAUGGUGGAGGAUGAGGAGGAGGUCAUGAUGGAGGACGAAGAGCUGGAGGAGAUCGCUGCUUAUAAGGGUGAAAAUGGUUUCGGACCAGAGAAAGAUCGACGAGGCUCCAUACUGACCACGCCCACAGGUCCCGGUGGUGUUGUCGGGGACGGCGGUGUGUCUAACGGAGGUCUGAUCCACCGGGUCGGUUCAAUCACCAAGAUGCCGAUCGGCAGCGAACACGACGAACAUCUUCGCCGUGGAGACAACACGAGGUCAUCUGUCAAUCAUCACCAUCACCGCCGCCCGUCAGUGAAGAACGGCGUGCUGGACCACGCCCACAAGAGACCGUCAUACCACAAACAUGGAAGGAGGGACUCGAGGGACAGAUACUGGAGGAACGGAGACAUGGAGGCGUAUGGAGAGCAGGGUUACUACAGCAGAGAGGAAGACAACGACAGCAUCACCUCCAGAGACAGACAUUACCCCGACGAGCCUCCUCUGUACAGAGACCACUACGAUGGCCACGCCCCCUACACCAACAGUAGCUACGGUAACGGAUACAACGAGGGCAGGAGGACGACCCGGAGACGCCUACUUCCUGCCACGCCCACAGGUCGGAAGCCAUCGUUUAACAUCCAGUGUCUGAGGAGGCAGGGCAGCAGCGACGACCUGCCAAUCCCCGGGACGUACCACCCGACCUCGCCUCCACGCCGCACACGCACACAGACCUUCAGCAGUUAUGAGUCUCGUCAGUCCUCCGGUCGCCCCUCGGUGGCCUCCUCGGCGGCCUGGGCAAACCCGUGUCCUCGCCGCGGUCGCCUCCUCUACGCUCCUCUCAUCCUGGUGGAGGAGGAAGGCAGCCCACCCUGGGGGGAGGGAGGAGGAGGAGGAGGAGAGGGGAAGAAGGGAGGAGAAGGAAGAGGUAAGGACACUGGACACAACCUGAGCGUGACGGGUGCAGCACCCAGACCGGCCUGGUACGGUGGCCCCGCAGGGACCUCAGCUCCUCCUCCGUACAGAGCGUACACCACCCUCAGAGUUCCCUCGCAGCUUGGCGCUCAGCUCACCGAGAAACGCGGAUCAGCCGACAGUCUGGUGGAGGCGGUUUUGAUCUCGGAGGGUCUCGGUCUUUACGCUCGGGAUCCGAAGUUCGUGGCGUUUGCGAAGCGGGAGAUCGCCGACGCGUGUCACAUGACGGUGGAUGAGAUGGAGUCGGCUGCCAGCGACCUGCUGGGCACGGGGAGCCAUGGUAUCCUUGGCAACGCCACCGCCGACCCCGCCGCGCUCUACAGUGACGAGGAGCCAAUCAGGAUGGGCCGCGACGAGGACGAGCUGGCAGACGAGAUGACCUGUGUGACAUCAUUCUGACGGACUGACGCUCUGGACCAAUUAGGGAUAAGACUGAGAUUGGCAUCAGUGAUUGACAGGACAUUUGACCAAUCAGGCGCAAGACAUAGAGGAAGGUGGGGUUUAACCAAGUAACAUUGACUGAUUUUUGACUGAUGGGAAUAUAAAGGUUAACGGUCAUCAUGGAGGUAAAUUUAGUCGUUUUAAGGACAGAUUUUAGAUGAGAGAGGAAGGUAGGAAAGGAAGCAAAGAUGGCAGAAACCGUAAAAGAAAGGAGUGCAGAAUGUUGGGUUGAAGAAAGGACAAAGAAGAAAAAAUGGAAGAAGUGAGAAAACAAUUGAGCGACAAAGGAUAAAAAAAUUUAAGGAAAGAGGUUCAGGAGGAAAGGAAGGAAGAAGAUAAUAGGUUGAAAGACAAAGGAUAA
Siniperca chuatsi (mandarin fish) is the source of this 7038-nucleotide messenger RNA. RefSeq names its product calcium channel, voltage-dependent, L type, alpha 1F subunit (gene cacna1fb). Lineage: Eukaryota; Metazoa; Chordata; Actinopteri; Centrarchiformes; Sinipercidae. The record is from RefSeq and is a predicted model, not a curated record. Gene Ontology annotation, biological process: calcium ion import across plasma membrane. Gene Ontology annotation, cellular component: voltage-gated calcium channel complex; membrane. Gene Ontology annotation, molecular function: high voltage-gated calcium channel activity.